CUUUGUCGUUCAGUACUGGAGCUUUACCCCUAGGCAAUAGGCGGAACUACACAUUUUAACGAGAAUGGAUAUUGUUUUAUUACUCUGUUCCCCUGACAAAAGUAAUGAAAAAUGAUGGUGUUGACUGAGUCAUGCGCACUAGCAAUACACUCACACACAAAUAAAAAACGCAGCCCUGCCACUUGGACACCACUCUGUGAGCCUGCACACACAGCAAUGAUGAUCGCUCUGUGGCUUCUGUAUUCACUGGCUCUGAUGGCAGGUGGCGUCUCAAGUAUGAGCAAUUGUUCCUAUCAUCGUCUUCUAGAUCACCUGGGUCUGUCACAGAAAAGUGAGAGUUUAUCAAAUGUGCGGCCGGUGUGGAACUGGACAACACCUACGCCGGUUAUGGUGGACACUUAUCUAUAUGGUAUUUUGGAUGUGAAUGAGAAGUCCCAAACCUUCACCUCCCAUGUGAUGAUCUCAAUGGGCUGGGAGAAUGAACUGAUAUCGUGGGAACCCAAUGACUGGUGUGGGAUUGAGAGCGUAGCAGUUCCCAGAGACAUGCUGUGGAUACCAGAUGUAAUGAUCUUAGAGGACAUUUCUGAUACAGGCAGUAUCACAUUGAGCCCCUACACAGAGGUGGCCCACUCUGGCAUGGCCUAUGUGACAGAAAGCCGCCGGUUGACCACCACCUGCAAGAUGAAUCUUUUUAAGUUUCCCUUUGACACCCAGAACUGCAGCAUUACCUUUAUUUCCUUUAUGCUUAAAGGUAUAAAGUUGGGGCCCUUCUCCAACAGCAUUAUCAUGAGCCAAUUUUCCGAGAAGGUCAUGGUUACAUUGGGGGAAUGGGACUUCCUGGGCAUUAGGUUGUCCAUGGAAAAGCUCAUCUACGACAACAACAUUGUUUGGGACAAGCUGGUCUACAAGAUCAGCAUACGAAGAAGACCUCUUUUAUAUGUGAUCAACCUCCUACUACCACUCUUAUUUUUCCUCAUCCUGGACUUGGCCUCCUUUUUCAUUGAUGAGGCCAAGGGGGAAAAGCUGGGCUACAAAGUGACCAUACUCUUGUCCAUCUCUGUCUUACUGCUGAUUCUCAAUGACAUCCUGCCUUCCACAGCAGAUGACCUGCCACUCAUAGCUCUUUACUGCAUUGUAGUCUUUGCCCUCACGGGCCUCAGUCUCCUGGAGACCAUGCUGGUGAGCUUCCUGAUUGAUAUGGACAGCAGGGUUGAUCACGACAUCCAGACCUCUUCUAAGACCUUUGGGGAGACUCCGGAAGAGACCGACUGCCAAAGAGAGUCUCAGAGAGAUGCUGAGAUCAGCCUGGUGAAGGUUGAGGACAUUCCAAACAAGGAACUAAAUGGAGACUGGCUGAGCAACCCCCGCCUACUGCAGCGGAUCCUAGAGGUGCGGAACAUACGGCAGAAAUGGUUUUUUGCUAGCGUGAGAUGUGACAAGAAAAAGCCUGGGCACUGGGAGAGAGUGGGCCGACAAAUUGACCAGGCUUACUUUUGCCUUUAUCUCAUCACCACCAUUGGUUUUCUGGUAUUCACUUAUCAUCAGUGGCUUCAUUAGUUUUGCACUUUAUAAGGUGUGUGUAGAUCAUACAGUACGUAUGUCUUGGCGCUCUAGGCCCCUUGUGUUUUUAUUUAUUUCACCUUUAUUUAACCAGGUAUGCAAGUUGAGAACAAGUUCUCAUUUACAAUUGCGACCUGGCCAAGAUAAAGCAAAGCAGUUCGACACAUACAACAACACAGAGUUACACAUGGAGUAAAACUAACAUACAGUCAAUAAUACAGUAGAAAAAUAAGUCUAUAUACAAUGUGAGCAAGUGAGGUGAAGGCAAAAUAUAGGCUAUCUGCCAUAUUCUAGAAUAUAUAUUUAGCUAUACUCACAUACCUUGUGUUUGACCUUACAUUUUUAAGUUACUUGACCCGUGUGAUCUUCUUCUUCUUUCAAAUUGGUUGUACAUGGUGUCUGUAUCUGUAGAGUUGUCCUUCAUGAUAUUACUUUGUGGUUGAGUUUACAGAUAGUAAAUAAACUGCUAGUUUGCUUUACUCAUGUGUUUACUGUCCUUCAUAACAAAAAUAAAUCCCCCCAAACCAAAGUAGUACUUAACAUAUACUUUUUCCCAUGAUAUAAAGAAAACAACCUUUAUUCUACAUUUAGGAC
Molecule: messenger RNA, 2154 nt
Organism: Salvelinus fontinalis (brook trout)
Lineage: Eukaryota; Metazoa; Chordata; Actinopteri; Salmoniformes; Salmonidae
Product: 5-hydroxytryptamine receptor 3A-like
Exons: 9
Coding region: 112-1557 (481 amino acids)
Biological process (GO): monoatomic ion transmembrane transport; chemical synaptic transmission; nervous system process
Cellular component (GO): synapse; membrane; neuron projection
Molecular function (GO): neurotransmitter receptor activity; transmembrane signaling receptor activity; extracellular ligand-gated monoatomic ion channel activity
Source: RefSeq, a predicted model, not a curated record